Vombatus ursinus (common wombat) is the source of this 1684-nucleotide messenger RNA. RefSeq names its product mannose-binding protein-like. Gene Ontology annotation, biological process: positive regulation of phagocytosis; surfactant homeostasis. Lineage: Eukaryota; Metazoa; Chordata; Mammalia; Diprotodontia; Vombatidae. The transcript has 5 exons. The record is from RefSeq and is a predicted model, not a curated record. Gene Ontology annotation, cellular component: multivesicular body; rough endoplasmic reticulum. Bases 242 to 1000 code for a protein of 252 amino acids.
UUGUGCUCUGGGAUUUCUGCUGCUCACUCAGUGAUAGAGGGACAGCUAUAGUGACCACUUGGACAUCUGGGCUUUCUCUGGGUGGAGAAGACUUGGAGUUCCUAUGACAGGGAGUCAAAGGACAGGAAGUCAACUUCUAUCAGAAUAAAAGAAGACAAGCACAGCUUCAGCAGCUAAGGACCAAUACCACUUUGCUGGAAGGACCCCAAAAGCCACGAGGUACAGCUUUAGAUCUGAGAAGAUGCACCUCCUUGGUACUUUCCAGUUUCUCAUGCUAGCAAUAAAACUGACUAUGGUCUCUGUUCAAGAGACAUGUGACUGUGAACCAAAAACAAACACAUGCAAUUUUGUGCCCUGUGGAUUGCCUGGGAGCAAUGGGUUACCAGGUCGAGAUGGGAACCAGGGUCCGAAAGGAGAUAAAGGGGACCAAGGACAGAGAGGAAUGCUAGGCCCUCCUGGAAAAGUUGGCCCCAUGGGGAUCAAAGGAGCAAUGGGUCCUCAGGGUCCCAAAGGAUCAAAAGGAGACAAAGGAGAAAUUCAAGAACUGAUUUCACUCAAGGCUGAAAUGAUGGCUUUGCAAAGAGAAACGAGGAUGCUGCAGGCUUUCAUCAACAAAUAUAGACGAGUUAUGAUAUUGUCUGGCAUCAGAAUUGUGGAUGACAAAUGGUUUAUGGUAGCAGCAUAUGAAAAGACAUUUGAAGAAGGAAAGAAAAUAUGUUCACUAAGUGGUGCCCCACUGGCAGCCCCCCGGAAUGCCAGGGAGAACAGAGCCCUGCAAGAACUGGCCAGACAGUUUGACAAGAACAUCUACCUGGGCAUGAGUGAUGAGGCAACAGAAGGCACAUUCCAGUAUCAGAAUGGGCAAACUGUCAGCUAUACCAAUUGGGCAAGUAAAGAACCCAAUGGUGAAAGGAAAGAAAACUGUGUCGAAAUGUACACCAAUGGCCAAUGGAAUGAUAAAGACUGUGGACACAAAAUCUUAAUUGUUUGUGAAUUUUAGACUAUACCGUAAGUUUUUAAGAGGGAACUGGGUUCACUGGUGUUGCUGGCAUUCUCUUAAAAGAUUUCCUGGGCAGGAGCUCUGUCUACAUUUAUGAGAUAAAUAUGGAACUUGGCACUGGUCUUGAUCACUUAAAUAAUGUUGAUCACAAAUUUUCCUGACAUUAUAUCCUCAAGAGAGAGACUUACUUCAAAAGAAAGAUCUAACCAAUCUGGAAUACAAGCCCUGUAGAUAACGAAAUAGGACUUGGGAAGAUAUACACAAGAAACCAGUAGGGAAAAUCUGAUGAGUGGUACAAAGACAGGUUAUGGCCAAAGGGGGAAAGGCCAUUUCAAUUUGGACUCUAAACAUUGUAGGUGGCAGCUCAGAAAGUGGGAUAUCAUUUUAAAAAGAAAAUAUUUCAACAUUGCAUGUUAUGGAAUGAUAUUGGAAAUAUCAUGGAUCAAAAGCAAUUGUAGAAUGACCAAGUUUGAAAGAUGGGUAGAACUACAGUCCACCCAAAGCAAAAAUCCCCUCUAUAACAGAUACUCAUCCCACUUUGUUAGAAAUGACAAAAACCACACUACUUUCUGAGGCAGCCUCUUUCCAUUGCUGGCCAAUUCUUCUUCAAAAGUUCCCCCUUAUAAUGAAUCCAAAUUACACACACACACACACACACACACACACACACACACACACACACAC